GUAUCGAUUUUAGAAAGUGUAACUUGUGGAAUAUAUAAAAAUGUUCGGUUGGUUCAACUUUUCACAUGAGAUUGAGAAGGUGUCGUAUCAAAAUGGCCGUUUUUGGGUUUUUUACGUUCGCCCUUAUCGUAUGGUUGUGCGUACAUGAUGUGAAGAUGAAAACUGUGCAGUAUGAGGCAGGAAAUGACGAUAGAUACUUACAAUGGAUCUGUGAAGACAACACGUGCUCCAAGACCAGCAGAUCGAACAAGACCACCAAGCCACUUCUACCACUCGAGACCUGCAGAAAAAUCUGUCCAGAUGUGGUAAUAUGGCCAGAGCCUAAACAUUUCAGGUUCGUUUCAGCCAAAAACCAUUCACCCUUCCUCAAAUCAAAACUAAGAGUCGACGUGCAAGCUCCACCAAGAACCACAGAAGCCAUCAACAAGUUCCUCGAGAUCUUCAAGGGAUAUUUAAAAGACAAUGAGACAGGAAAUGAUGGGAGCAUCUUGAAGGUGAACAUCCAGGUGUCUGAUAAGAGAGACGAUGUACUCCUGAAUUUAGGAACAGAUGAGAGUUAUAAGCUUAACGUCAGUAAAAGUGCAGCCAUCACUGUGACUAUAGUAUCAACCACUUUCUUUGGAGCUAGGAAUGGGCUUGAAACUCUUUCUCAACUGAUUUGGUUUGAUCCUUAUACCGGAAAUCAUCGAAUUCUACACGAUAUAGCAAUAGAAGAUGGACCAACCUUCACAUAUAGAGGAGUUAUGGUUGAUACAUCUAGAAAUUUCUUUCCCAUACCACUCCUGAAGAAGAUUGUCGAUGGAAUGUCCUACUCCAAGCUGAACACUCUGCAUCUUCACCUUACAGACGCUGUAAGCUUCCCUAUGAAGUUCAAGAAUCUUGAAUGGUUGGCAGAUGGUGGAGCUUACACUCCCACGAUGGUAUACACCGAAGAAGACAUUGAGGAUUUGAUGCAAUAUAGCUUAGUCAGAGGUGUGAGAGUUCUUCUGGAGAUAGACGCUCCAAGUCAUGUCAGUACUGGAUGGCACUCGAAUCCAAGGGAUGACAACUUGGUUAUAUGCGACCAAGAGGAUGUUCUCAAUGGGCAUUUGAACCCAGACAAUCCGGGAAGCUUGGAAGUGUUGAAAGACGUUUACAAGAAUCUCUUGAGGUUGAUGAAGAACGAUGACCUUUUCCAUAUAGGCGGAGACGAGGUUAACCUAGACUGUUGGAGGGACACCAAAGCAGCAGAAAAUGAAACGGAUAUGACAGUCUUUUGGGCAGGUUACACCAACCUCAUGUUGGAAAAACUGAAAUCAGCUAACGGCGACAAACUCCCCAAAAACAUCAUCAUGUGGUCGAGUCCCCUGACCAACUACCGCUACACCAUCGACGAAUUGAAACAUAAAGAUCGCUUGAUCGUGCAGUAUUGGUUUGGAAGCACCAAUGGUAUCUUAGGUCAAAACCUGAGGAUCAUAUACUCCACCGUUGGUCACUGGUAUCUGGAUUGUGGUUUUGGUCCUUGGAAACCCAGUCAAAAGAAUGGAGUUUGCGAUCCUUUCACCUCCUGGCAGAAGUUCUACGAGUACAAACCGUGGGAGAAUGAGUUUGUUAAGAAUUUAACGGAAGGUGGUGAGGUUUGUCUGUGGGCAGAGCAAGUGGCGGAAGAAUCCUUGGAGACAAGGAUAUGGCCCAGAGCUGCAGCCUUUGCAGAGAGAGUUUGGAGUGAUCCAGUUCGCGUGGAGGGGGAUGUAUACAUGAGAUUGGAUAAUUUUAGAGAGAUUUUGAGGUUUAGGGACUUGGAGGUUUCUGCGAUCUGGCCAAAAUGGUGUACUAUGAAUCCUGGUAGAUGUAAAUGAUUUUUGUGAAGUUUUUUAUAAGUAUAAGUUUUUUAUGAUGAA
Molecule: messenger RNA, 1880 nt
Organism: Coccinella septempunctata (seven-spotted ladybird)
Lineage: Eukaryota; Metazoa; Arthropoda; Insecta; Coleoptera; Coccinellidae
Gene: Nag3
Product: probable beta-hexosaminidase fdl
Exons: 2
Coding region: 66-1838 (590 amino acids)
Biological process (GO): ganglioside catabolic process; carbohydrate metabolic process; glycosaminoglycan metabolic process
Cellular component (GO): membrane
Molecular function (GO): beta-N-acetylhexosaminidase activity
Source: RefSeq, a predicted model, not a curated record